This is a messenger RNA of Rhodamnia argentea, 2180 nucleotides long. RefSeq names its product hippocampus abundant transcript-like protein 1. Gene Ontology annotation, biological process: transmembrane transport. NCBI's taxonomy places the organism in Eukaryota, Viridiplantae, Streptophyta, Magnoliopsida, Myrtales, Myrtaceae. Gene Ontology annotation, molecular function: transmembrane transporter activity. The coding region runs from base 227 to 1558 and encodes 443 amino acids. The record is from RefSeq and is a predicted model, not a curated record. The transcript is spliced from 14 exons.
UGCCCAAUAAAUGAACUCGGGGGAGAUCCCACCGACGAUCGAGUUCAUAUUCUUCCUUCCUGCUUUAAAGGAUACUCGCAGCUUUUUUAAACCGACGAUCGUGCCUUCAGCUAAAGCUAGCUCCUUUUCCUCCUGUUCCAUACUGAUAGCUUGAUCAACACAGUCGAUCAGUCAGUUCCUCUUCUCUGUGCCUGAGAGAGAGAGAGAGAGAGAGAGAGAGAGAGAGAUGGAGGAGGAGGUGGCGAGGUUGAGUCAUCUGUACAUGACAUACUUCCUAGGUUUAUUCUCGGCGACCAUGGUGGUUCCGGUGAUCACCGACGUGACCGUCUCUGCUCUCUGUCCGGGGCAAGCUCAGUGCUCGCUCGCUAUUUACCUCUCUGGGAUCCAACAAGUGAUAGUGGGAUUGGGCUCGCUGGUGGUGAUGCCAUUGAUAGGGAAUCUCUCCGAUAAGCAUGGGAGGAAAGCUCUGCUCACAAUUCCCAUGGUCUUCACCAUCUUCCCCUUGGCCAUCUUGGCUUAUAGUAGGUCGAGGAAUUUCUUCUACUUGUACUACGUGCUCCGGACUCUGACCGCCAUUUUUUGCGAGGGAAGCGUUCAUUGCCUCGCCCUCGCUUACGUGGCGGACAACGUUCCCGCGGGAAGAAGAGCCUCCGCCUUCGGGAUCCUCUCCGGCAUCGGAUCCGCCGCUUUCGUCUGCGGCAACCUCUCCACUCGCUUCCUCUCCACUCCCUCCACUUUCCAGGUCGCGACGGCGGUGGCUGUGGCCGCCCUGGCGUACAUGAGGUUUUUCCUCCCCGAUUCCGGCGUCGAUGACCAUCCUUUAACUGCCCCGAUCGUCCCGAAGGGGAAGCUGGACGGUGCUUGUCCGGACGACGAUAAUACAAAUAAGGCGCAGGUGUUCAAGAAGGCGCCUUCCUUGGGGGACACUGUCUCCUUGUUAAGGAGCAGCUUGACGUUCUUGCAAGCAGCAAUUGUGGCCUUUUUCGGCAAUCUCGCUGACGUUGGUCUUCAUGCUUCAAUGCUGUACUACUUGAAGGCUCAAUUUCACUUUAACAAGAAUCAGUUUGCCGACCUAAUGGUGAUAUCUGGGAUUGCGGGUACUAUUUCUCAGCUGCUUAUCAUGCCCCUUUUGGCUCCUGUUAUAGGAGAGGCAAGACUGCUUUCUAUAGGGCUAUUUUUUAACUGUGCACACAUGAUUCUUUACAGCGUUGCGUGGGCUUCUUGGGUUCCUUAUGCUGCUGCUAUGUUCUCUGUUCUGUUCGUCUUCUCACACCCUUGUAUGCGGACUAUUGUGUCUAAACAAGUUGGCUCGUGUGAGCAGGGCAAGGCUCAAGGAUGCAUUUCAGGAAUUUGCCAACUUGCCAAUGUUGUCUCUCCCUUGAUUUUCUCCCCAUUGACAGCUUUGUUCCUCUCCGAUAAAGCACCCUUCCAUUUUCCUGGUUUCAGCAUCAUGUGCAUUGGAUUCACUUCGAUGAUAGCCUUUGUCCAGAGUGUCAUGAUGAGAGUGGCUCCUCCUACGUCAGAUGGCAGAGUUAGCAACUGCCAUUCGCUGGCCUAGAUUCUGAAGAUCUGAAUGCCCGGUUUUGCCAUAACGAAUGGCCGUUGGUCAAUUCCAGAGUAAGGUAUCAGUCCAUGUAAGUUACACCCGUAAAAUAGUGUACUAAGGUCAAGAGUGUGUUUAUUUUCUAAUGGGGGCAAGUUUUCUGCAAUACCAUUAGCGACAUAGCACUCGUCAUAGCUUUUAAUCUCUAGAGUUAGUAUUAGUUGGCGUUUGAGUUCAAAGCAGAAGGUAUAGCUGUGCCUGAAGGGGUAGAGAAAAUGGAUCUCGCAGCAUAAUUCUGGUCACCCAAGAUGGACGGCGUGUAUUACUGGGGAGCAAGCCGUUGCAUCAUAUAUGAUGAAACAUGGGAAAGCUUUGGUCUCCAACUUGCAGAUGAGAUGUUGUGGCUUAGCAUUUUUACCAAAACAUCAAGACACGCAGGGUAUCUCAAGGACGAUUCUAAUGAUUCCCACGUGAAAUGACCGACUGAUUGUCCUUGGUUGGUAGAAUUCAUCGUAUGACAGUAAUUUGUAAAACGUGUUAGUAAAUAUCCGUUAAAUGGCAGAUUGUUUAGUCUGUUUCGUGUUAAGAGGUUAUCGGCUUGCAUUUAAAUAUAUCAAUAUCUUGAGUACUUAUCGAA